Photinus pyralis (common eastern firefly) is the source of this 2011-nucleotide messenger RNA. RefSeq names its product homeobox protein OTX1-like (gene Otd-2). Gene Ontology annotation, molecular function: RNA polymerase II cis-regulatory region sequence-specific DNA binding; DNA-binding transcription factor activity, RNA polymerase II-specific. Gene Ontology annotation, biological process: regulation of transcription by RNA polymerase II. Bases 599 to 1525 code for a protein of 308 amino acids. Gene Ontology annotation, cellular component: nucleus. The transcript is spliced from 7 exons. The record is from RefSeq and is a predicted model, not a curated record. Lineage: Eukaryota; Metazoa; Arthropoda; Insecta; Coleoptera; Lampyridae.
GCGUUCCCGCUGGAUCGCUACGGGAAGAGUAUUUAAACGACGAUCGGGGGUGUGGGGGCCGUGCAUAUGAAAUAUUGCGUUUUGUUUUUCGCGAAAGGUAAGGCGCGCUCCGGGAAACUCUCAUCCAGGCGGUUUAUUAGGGAAGAAGUGCGUUUCGCCCGAGGCGAAUUUCCGUUGAUUGAUGACGCCGUGCGUCGGAUGCGAAAGAAUGUUUUUCGAAAAGGGCCUUAAAAGGGCGACGCGCGAAGACGCGGUUUUCCUCCAGAGCUGCGAUGCGCGCCACGAGCUUUCCCGACGGUAGAUUGGGGCGUGUCCUGCAGAACGAAAAGUUAGGAUCAAUUCUACUUAUUUAAUACAGCUUUCGUAUUAGGAGCGUGUAUAUAGUUAGAGAAUCCACUGUAAACCGAUUUGCGCUAAACUCGGGUUUUAUCUACACUAAGUACUGGGGCUUAACUCGGUAUUGUGUUUGACUAAGUGAACAAAUAGAUGGAGUGAUAUAUAUCGACUUUCCAUUGUACCACACUGCCCAUUUAUAAAAUUUUCUUUUCUUUUUCAUUUCAGGAACGAAGUAGAUGUGGCCAAACAGCCUCACUGCUGGAUGCAAUCCGGAGGGGGAAUUGUCAUUUCCGGGAUUUGGAAGUACCUGCGGCGGAAGCUCCUCAGCUGGCAUGGCCUACUUAAAAUCAACCCCGUACUCAGUUCCCGGAUUGGGUCUGCACGGCCUUCCGGUCGACUCGUUGCACUCGUCGAUGGGAUAUCCCGGAGGUUAAAUUCGAGUUUUCGAAAGCGUAUAGACGUUGCGAUUUUAGGUAAUCAAAGGAAGCAGAGAAGAGAAAGGACGACGUUUACUCGAGCCCAGCUCGAUAUAUUGGAGGCGCUCUUCGCAAAAACGCGCUACCCCGACAUAUUUAUGAGGGAGGAAGUCGCGUUGAAAAUUAACCUACCCGAAUCUAGAGUUCAAGUUUGGUUUAAGAAUCGGCGAGCGAAAUGCAGGCAGCAGCAAAAACAGCAUAAUCAGCAACAAACGGUCGAGAAAACGACGAGAAUUAGAAACAAAACGGCCACCGUCCUUACCAAGUCUCCACCUACUCCAAUUUCCAACAAUAAUAAUAACACGAACACAAGCUCAUCCAGUUCACCCAGCGUACUAACAACUUCCCAUCUUCGUGACAGUCCAAAUUACGUAAAACCCGCAAUACUAACACCUAGUGGCAGUACAGCAUCACCAACGAUAGCCUCAUCCCAUUACACAAACACCACCAAUUCCAGUAUUUGGUCCCCCGCGUCCAUAGACAGCCUAUCGUUAGACCAGCAUCGUUCGUGGUGUCCUUCGCAAUCCGUCGCUUUAAGUACCAGCACGUCCAGUACGAGCUGCUACAACAACUACCCCUACUACAGCAACAUGGACUACCUAAGUACAAGCACCAUGGGUCACGGGCAAUUCGGCGAGAACAGCUUGGAGGCGAACUGGAGCAAGUCGAGGGACGAGUCCUGGUUUUACAACACGGGAUGGGAACGCAAAUGAAAAUAAUCCAACAGUAUUACAGCAGACCAAAUUAAGAAAUUCCAUAUUCCUAAGAACCUGCAAUAUUAAGAGAGAAUAGUGCUAGUCAAGACGAGUGCCAACGGCUCUAAAAUGGUAACACUUUUAUUAUCAUCGAGACAUUUAAUUUUAUUUUAUUUAUUUUAUUACACACGUUCGGAUAUUGUACAUAUCUUAAGAUUAGUUUUACUUAUCUACUGGAGAUGUUAUAUACAGGGUGCGGCGACCGCUGCUCGCGGUGUAACGCGCCCGAAGUGAUUGUUAGAAUAAAUGUAUUUUCGUUUAGUCUAAGGCCUAACGUUGUUAUUAUUUCCGUAUGUAAGAGACUGUACAGUUUGUAUAUGAAAAAGAAAUGUAAUAAGAAGUUUAUUGUACAACAUUUUACAUAAAUUCUUCUCUGGCAACGUUGCAAAUUCGUAAAUGCAAGGAAAAAUUUUAUGACAUUUACUGUCGGAGGUCAUUCUUCUU